Colletotrichum spaethianum is the source of this 1509-nucleotide messenger RNA. RefSeq names its product putative sterigmatocystin biosynthesis P450 monooxygenase stcF. The record is from RefSeq and is a predicted model, not a curated record. The transcript is spliced from 4 exons. The coding region runs from base 1 to 1509 and encodes 502 amino acids. Gene Ontology annotation, molecular function: monooxygenase activity; heme binding; iron ion binding. Lineage: Eukaryota; Fungi; Ascomycota; Sordariomycetes; Glomerellales; Glomerellaceae.
AUGCAAGCCAUGGGUUACGGCCUAUUGGCCAUUCUUACGGUCUUUGUCGCACGACAUGCUGCUCUCCUCCAAAUCUCAUGGUUAAUGCUGUCUAAGAUUAUCCUUACCGGAGUCACGUGUUCGAUCGGCCAUUUGCCGGGACCAUGGUAUACUCGCUUCUCUCACUAUGCUCUGAAGCUCUAUACUCUCACCGGUCGACGCAUGCACUAUGUGCACACACUUCACCACAAAUACGGUCCUGUUGUCCGCAUUUCACCGACCGAAGUUGCAGUCGCAGACCCCGAAGGCUCCGCUGCCAUUCACAAGAUUGGUGCUGGGUUCCUCAAGGGGCCAUGGUAUUCGACACUCAACCCCAAGGUUGAGCCAGGCAUCUUUUCCAUGAUUGACCCGAAGCAGCACGCGGCUCGUCGGAAGCUUUUUGCCCGUGCAUUCACGAGUGCGUCGUUGCGUCAGAAUUGGGAGUCUAUCGUUCGGCAGAAAGUUGAGAGGGCGGUGGAGCGGAUCAAGACGGAUGCUCUCAACGGCAAGGCCGAUGUGCUGAAAUGGUGGACGCUCAUGACCACCGACGUCAUUGCCCACCUGUCUUUCGGCGAGUCCUUUCAGAUGUUGGAGCUGGGCGAGGUACCACCCUUUGAUGGCAUGACUUUGACACGUCCCUUGGAGUCGGUUUUCGUCAUGAGCACGAUUCAAAACGAGCUGCCGCUUCUGUACCAUCUGGCACGCUUCCUCCCAGUCAAAUCCAUUCAAAGCGUGCUUGGCGCUCAAAAGGUUGUGGAUAGUCAUGCUGGCAGAGCAGCGGCGAACCUACGCCAGAAUGGACACUCGGCAAACCUUUUUGGCAACAUGCUCGCCGAGAGCGAGGCGGGAGAGAAGUCAGACUUGACGGAGGACAAAGUUCAAGCUGAGGCGGGAAACUUCAUCAUUGCUGGAUCCGACACGACGUCGGUUUCCUUGACCUAUCUGGUCUGGGCCGUUUUGAAGAGACCUGGUCUCCAGAUUAGAUUGGAGGAAGAGCUGGCGGGUAUCCCUGAUGAUUUUGAUGACGCUAGCCUUGAGAGACUCCCGCUACUCAACGCCGUCAUUGAUGAAACCCUUCGUCUCUAUGGGGCGGCUCCAGGCAAUCUGCCGCGAUCUGUACCUCCGAACGGAGCCACCCUUGGCGGCUACUUCAUACCUGGUGGCACUGUUGUCGAAACGCAGGCAUACACUCUUCACCGACAUCCAGAUGUUUACCACGAUCCCCUACGGUUUGACGAGACUCGCUUCUUGAACCAGGAUUCGCUCUCGAAGCAGCAGAAGCAACUGUUUUCGCCUUUUGGAGCGGGCACCCGCAUUUGUAUUGGGCUGCAUCUUGCACGGAUGGAACUUCGUCUUGCUACAGCUACUUUCUUCAGAAAGUGCCGUGGUGUAAAACUUGCGGAUAACAUGACGGACGAUAUGAUGGAGAUGCAGAACUUCUUCUUGAUCAGCCCGGCCGGACACCACUGCGAUGUGACAUUGAGAUCGUAG